Messenger RNA from Mesoplodon densirostris (Blainville's beaked whale), 8945 nucleotides. It is a transcript of the gene MKI67, whose product is annotated as marker of proliferation Ki-67. Gene Ontology annotation, biological process: regulation of mitotic nuclear division; regulation of chromosome segregation. Gene Ontology annotation, cellular component: chromosome; nucleus. The coding region runs from base 174 to 8708 and encodes 2844 amino acids. Lineage: Eukaryota; Metazoa; Chordata; Mammalia; Artiodactyla; Ziphiidae. The record is from RefSeq and is a predicted model, not a curated record. Gene Ontology annotation, molecular function: protein binding. The transcript is spliced from 15 exons.
GUCGCCGGCCCCUCCCGGUGCGGACUCGGGUUGCUCGCCGACGAGCGGCGGAACCACUGGUGUCGCCCCGGGAGACUCGUCCUGGUCAAAGGAUUGCUUGUAAGUCUGCUUCAGCAAACCUUUUGAUGCCUGACCUUCCGGUACGGAUUAUAGUCAAAAUUCCUGUUUAGAAAAUGGGUCCUACAAGACGCCUCGUUACCAUCAAAAGGAGCGGGGUCGACGGCCCCCACUUUCCACUGAGCCUUCAUACCUGCUUGUUUGGAAGGGGUAUCGAGUGUGACAUUCGUAUUCAGCUUCCCGUAGUGUCCAAACAACACUGCAAAAUUGAAAUCAACGAGCAGGAGGCAAUAUUAUUUAAUUUCAGUUCCACAAAUCCAACACAAGUAAAUGGAUCUACUUUUGAUAAACCUGUACAGCUAAAACAUGGAGAUGUGAUAACUGUUGUUGAUCGGUCUUUCAGGUAUGAAAAUGAAAGUCAUCAGAAUGGAAGCAAGUCACCUGAAUUUCCAGGACAAAGAUGGGAACAGGAGCCUUUGCGUCGGGUCUCAAGAUCUAGCUUCCCUUCCACCCUUGAUGGAAACGUUCAAGAUUCCAGUGCCCGUUCAAAAUUCACAGAAGAAGCUGCUUCAGGAAGGCCUGUGGUGGGUGGGAAGAACGUCACAGGAGCUGGUAUCGUCUCAGGUGGCUCAGAAGAGCCUGUUGCUGGGAAAACACCUAACAGCGUUCAUUCCUCAGAACGUCCGGGAGGUAACGGCAGGAAUGCAACAGCUCCCACUGCUGGGGAUUCUCAAGAAGGUUCCAGAGUAACAUUCGGGAUCAGUAAUGGAGAACUGAAGGCUUUUUCCUCUAGAAAGUGUCUUAAGGGUAGUGACCAAAAUGAGUCUCCCUUUAAGAAGCUUUAUGAGUCAAUGAAGGUGGAGUUAGAUGUGAAAUCAGGAAAAGUCAAUGUUCUACAGAAUCGCAGAAAAUCAGGAUCACAGAGUCAUUGCACAACGGAAAAAGAAAGCACUGGUGGUUUACAGAGUGAGACUCUGGUCUCACCUAAAUCCAGACCCAAAUCGGGCCAAAGCCCCCAAAUUAAGGCAGACCCUGCUUCAGGAGAACGAGGAAGUAGCCAGACUGAGGGCAAGAGGAGUGAUGAGGAGGCAUUUCAGACCCCCAAGGAGACCAGGAGUCCCAGCAGCCUCUGCACAGAGAUAGAGACACUGAAAACCACGACCCCCACACGAGAUUCACAACCAAGUCCCUCACGGAGUGGGCGGAGUGAAGACCUGAGUGUUGUCAAUGGUGGUGCAUCCCUGAACCUAGAUCAAAGUGAAGGCUCCAGGGCAGAUAAUAAAACGUUUCCUCCUCGGAAGUUCUUACCUAGAAUUCAAACGCCCAUUAAAGUUGAGAGUUUGGGAAAUACACCAGAAAAACUUUGCCCCAGAAAGAGGAAGAGGAUUCCUACAAAUGUUGACGAUCUGACAACAGAAACAGAGAUUCUGCAUCAGACAAUUUCAGCUCCAUUGUUCCCUCAAGUUGAAAGGAAGAUUCAAAGCGAUUUUCUCAACAAGCCUGAGAAGCUGGGCGUGGCAGCUGAUCCGGUGUGCCCUGGGUUACCCGGUCUUAGCUCGGCUGACGGCAGCAGCUUCGACGAUUCCACGAAUAAGAUGGAUGGGGUGUCCCUGAAGAGGAGGCGGGUCUCCUUUGGUGGUUGCCUGAGACCUGAAUUAUUCGAUGAAAACUUACCUCCUAACACACCUCUCAAAAGAGGAGAGACACCAAAGCAAAGACGGUCUCUGGUCACCCACACGCCAACCGUCCUGAAGAAAAUCAUCAAGGAGCAGCCUCAGCCAGGAGGGAAAGAAGAGUCUUCAGAAGUCUGUCUGGAAGCGACUGCACAGAAUGCGUUUGUGAGGCCUCCAGCUCCUAACGCUGCUCCCGCUUCUCCAGAUGCACCCGACCGAUGCCGUAGCUCAUCCAAGGCGUCUUCCAUCUCCAGCGACGGCACAUCUCCACAUCAGACAGAUAUUCCCAAGAGAGGAGGGAGAAAAAGUGGCAACCUGCCCUCCAAGAGAGCUUCUGUGGAUCGAAGCCAGCAUGGCAUCUUACAGAUGAUUUGUUCCAAGAGAAGGAGUGGCGCUUCUGAGGCCAACUUAGUUGUGGCAAAAUCGUGGGCAGACGUGGUAAAACUUGGUACCAAGCAGACCCAGACCAAAGGUGUUAAACGUGGCCCUCCAAGACCCCUGAGCAAAAGGCAAAGGAGAACCAGUACUCCGAAGAAGCUGACUGGCAUCGUUCACAAUCAAUUUAGCACAGGCCACGCAAACUCUCCCUGUACCAUAAUAAUAGGGAAAGCUCACGUCGAGAAAGUGAACGGGCCGGCUCGGCCCUACCGGAUGCUGAGCAACUUCGUGGUCAACAAACCAAUGGACUUUAGUGAAGAUCUUUCAGGGCUGCCUGAAAUGUUCAAGACUCCAGUGAAAGAGAAACCACAAAGGAUGAGCCUGUGUCCCUCCACUUUUUCAAAUUCAGAGGAUUUGCUUGGAAAAGAACUUCCAGUACCUCAUUCAGGAGAAAAACCUCUGCUGUGCGCUUCAGAAAAUUCUGGACAGAAUGUGUCUCCCAGGACUCAAGAUGCACCAGAAGAGCUGUCUGAUCAAAGUUCUGCGAGCCCUGCCUUAAGACGCCGGUGUAUUAACAUAAGUGAAAGGAUUAUGAAAACUCCUAGGAACGUGUAUAAAACCACAGGUGCUGAGAUGAAAACCCCAGCGUCUGAGGCAAGGAUACCAAAGACAACGUCGAGUGCAAACAAGUGUGGAAGGUCCGUGGGGCUCAGACGCUCACAGACACCAGGUGUAGAGCGUAAACACCAAGGCCCCAAACCUGACGCUCUUGGGAACACCUUGGGAAGAUGUCUGAGGAAAGCACCACAACCAGAGCAGAAGCUGGAGGGAGACGUGAGGGAAAGUGAAACAUGGACAGAACACAUGGAAUCAAAAGAAAAUUCCAAAAAGAUGGUAGCUGUGAGGAGAUCAAGAAGAGCUUCAGAGCUGCAGUGUGAACUAGCAGCAGACCUGACCGCCCUCGAGAGCUUUCAGAAGACACAGGCUGAGGAAGACCAGGUGGACAUCCCAAGUCUCCUACAGACCCCAGCUCAUGCCAAGGAAGCAGUGGAUGCAGAGAACAAAGCCACAAAAACGCUCUGUAAAUCGCCCAGAUCAGGAACAGUCGGCACGCCCACCAGGACAAACACACAGCUCAAGACACCUUCCUGGAAAGUGGAUGUAGAAGAUGCCUCAGCCCUCGGAAAACUCACACAGACACCAGGGAAAACUAUGCCCGUGCACAGAGAACCAGGUGAUGAUAAAAGCAUCAAAUUGUUUCAGGAAACUCCAAAGCAGAAACUGGACCCUGCAGAAAAUGUAGCUGGAAGUAAGAGGCGGCCAAGGACACCCAAGGGAAAGGCCCCACCUCUGGAAGACCUGGCUGGCUUCAAAGAGCUCUUCCAAACCCCAGAUCAUGCCAAUGAACCCAUGAUUGAUGAAAAAAAACCCAAAAUGCUCUGCCAAUCUCCACAACCAGAACCAGUCAACACACCAAAUAGAAAGGGACAUCUCAAGACACCUUCCCAGAAAGUGGAUGUACAGGUAGAUGUCUCAGCUCUCAGGAAGCCUCAACAAACACCAGGGGAAACCACACACUCACACAGAGAACCAGAGGGUGGUGACAGAGGCAUUGCAGUGUCUCAGGAAAGGCCAGAAGAGAAACUGGACCCUGCAGAAAAUGUAACUGGAAGCAAGAGGCGGCCAAGAACACCCAGGAAAACGGCCCCACCCCUGGAAGACCUGGCUGGCUUCAAAGAGCUCUUCCAAACCCCAGAUCAUGCAAAGCAACCAAUGACUGAUGACAAACCUACCACAGUACCCUACAAAUCUCCACCAGCAGAAGCAGUCAACAUGCCAACAAGUAGCAAGAGAUGCCUCAAGACACCUUCCCAGAAAGUGGCUGUGCAGGAAGAUGUGUCAGCUCUCAGGAAGCCCACACACUCACACAGAGAACCAGAGGUUGGUGACAGAGGCAUUGCAGUGUCUCAGGAAGCUCCAGGAGAAAUGCUGGGCCCUGCAGAAAAUGUAAUUGGAAGCAAGAGGCGGCCAAGAACACCCAAGGAAAAGGCCCCAGCCCUGGAAGACCUGGUUGGCUUCAAAGAGCUCUUCCAAACACCAAAUCACACAGUGGAACCAAUGAGUGCUGACAAAAGCUUCAAAAUGCUCUGCCAGUCUCCACAACUAGAACCAAUCAACACACCAAGUAGAAAGGGACAUCUCAACACACCUUCCCAGAAAGUGGCUGUGCAGGAAGGUGUCUCGGCUCUCAGGAAGCCCACACACUCACAGAGAGAGCCAAAGGGUGGUGACAGAGGCAUUGCAGUGUCUCAGGAAGCUCCAGAAGAAAAGCUGGACUCAUCAGAAAAUGUAACUAGAAGCAAGAGGCAGCCAAGAACACCCAAGGAAAAGGCCCCACCCCUGGAAGACCUGGCUGGCUUCAAAGAGCUUUUCCAAACUCCACAUCAAGCCAAGGAACCAAUGACUGAGGACAGAACCCCCAAAAUGCUCUGCCAAUCUCCACCACCAGAACCAGUUGUUACAUCAACCAGCAUGACCAGACGUCUCAAGACACCUUCCCAGAAAGUGGCUGUGCAGGAAGACCUCUCAGCACUUAGGAAGCCCACACACUCACACAGAGAACCAGAGGGUGGUGACAGAGGCAUUGCAGUGUCUCAGGAAACUCCAGAAGAAAAGCUGGACCCUGCAGAAAAUGUAAUUGGAAGCAAGAGGCGGCCAAGAACACCCAAUGAAAAGGCCCCAGCCCUGGAAGACCUGGUUGGCUUCAAAGAGCUCUUCCAAACACCAAAUCACACAGUGGAACCAAUGAGUGCUGACAAAAGCUUCAAAAUGCUCUGCCAGUCUCCACAACUAGAACCAAUCAACACACCAAGUAGAAAGGGACAUCUCAACACACCUUCCCAGAAAGUGGCUGUGCAGGAAGGUGUCUCGGCUCUCAGGAAGCCCACACACUCACAGAGAGAGCCAAAGGGUGGUGACAGAGGCAUUGCAGUGUCUCAGGAAGCUCCAGAAGAAAAGCUGGACUCAUCAGAAAAUGUAACUAGAAGCAAGAGGCAGCCAAGAACACCCAAGGAAAAGGCCCCACCCCUGGAAGACCUGGCUGGCUUCAAAGAGCUUUUCCAAACUCCACAUCAAGCCAAGGAACCAAUGACUGAGGACAGAACCCCCAAAAUGCUCUGCCAAUCUCCACCACCAGAACCAGUUGUUACAUCAACCAGCAUGACCAGACGUCUCAAGACACCUUCCCAGAAAGUGGCUGUGCAGGAAGACCUCUCAGCACUUAGGAAGCCCACACACUCACACAGAGAACCAGAGGGUGGUGACAGGGGCAUUGCAGUGUCUCAGGAAACUCCAGAAGAAAAGCUGGACCCUGCAGAAAAUGUAACUGGAAGCAAGAGGCAGCUAAGAACACCCAAGGAAAAGGCCCCACCCCUGGAAGACCUGGCUGGCUUCAAAGAGCUUUUCCAAACCCCAGAUCAUGCAGAGGAACAAAUGACUAAUGAGAAAACCACCACAAUACCCUAUAAAUCUCCAGCAGUAGAACCAGUCACCAGGCAAACAGGUAGAAAGAGACGGCUCAGGUCACCACGAGGGAAAGUGGAUGUAGAAGAGCCCUCAGCGCCCAGGAAGCCCACACAGACACCAGGGGGAGCCAGGCACUCAGACAGAGAACGAGUGGAUGAUGAUAAAAGCAUCAAAUUAUCUAAGGAAACUCUAAAGCAGAAACUGGACUCAGCAGAAAAUGUAAAUGGAAGCAAGAGGCCGCCAAGAACACCCAAGGAAAAGGUCCAAUCUCUAGAAGACUUGGCAGGUUUCAAAGAGCUCUUCCAAACCCCAGAUCAUGCCAAGGAACCAAGGGCUGUUGUCAAAACUCCCAAAACGCUCUGCAUGUCCUCCCAACCACAGCUAAUUGUCACACCAACCAAUACGAAGAGAUGGCUCAAGACACCUCUGGGGAAAGCAGAUAUAGAGACAGAGCUCUCAGCAUGCAGAAUGACACAGUCACCAGGGGAAACUAGGCACUCAGAGGGAGAACCAGUAGAUGAUGAUAAAAGCAUCAAAUCGUUUCAGGAAACUCCACAUCAGAAACUGAACUCAUCAGAAAACGUAAGUGGAAGUAAGAGGCGGCCAAGGACACCCAAGAAAAAUGUCCCACCGCUGGAAGACCUGGCUGGCUUCAAAGAGCUCUUCCAAACCCCAGAUCGUGCCAAGGAACCAACGACUGGUGACAGACCCACCAACAUACCUUGUCAAUCUCCACAACCAGAACCAGUCAACACACCAAAUAGAAAGGGACGUCUCAAGACACCUUCCCAGAAAGUGGAUGUACAGGUAGAUGUCUCAGCUCUCAGGAAGCCUCAACAAACACCAGGGGAAACCACCCACUCACACAGAGAACCAGAGGGUGGUGACAGAGGCAUUGCAGUGUCUCAGGAAGCUCCAGGAGAGAAGCUGGACCCUGCAGAAAAUGUAACUGGAAGCAAGAGGCGGCCAAGGACACCCAAGGAAAAGGCCCCACCCCUGGAAGACCUGGCUGGCUUCAAAGAGCUUUUCCAAACCCCAGAUCAUGCAGAGGAAAAAAUGACUAAUGAGAAAACCACCACAAGACCCUAUAGAUCUCCAGCAGUAGAACCAGUCACCAGGCGAACAGGUAGAAAGAGAAGGCUCAAGUCACCACCAGGGAAAGUGGAUGUAGAAGAGCCCUCAGCGCCCAGAAAGCCCACACAGACACCAGAGGAUAUGCAGAGAGAGCCUGUAUGUGAUGAAAAAGACAGGAAAGCAUUUAAGGAAAAUUCAAGGCAGAAAUUGGUCUCGGCAGAAAAUGUAAUUGGCAUCAAGAGUCGGCUAAGAACAUUGAAGGGAAAGGCUCAACCUGUGGAAGACUCGUGCAGUUUCAACAAGCUCUUCCAAAAACCAGGUCGGGCCAAGAAACCAGUGAGCGAUGUUAAAAUCGCUCCAGUGCCCUGCCAAUCUCCACCAGCUGAACCAGUCACUAGGCCAGCAAGUAGAAAGAGGCGACUCAAGUCACCGCCAGAGAAAGUGGGUGUAGAAGAGCCCUCAGCGCCCAGGAAACCCACACAGACUCCAGGGGAUAUGCAGAGAGAGCCUGUAUGUGAUGAAAAAGACAGCAAAGUGAUUAAGGAAACUUCAAGGCAGAAACUCAACCCUGCAGAAAAUGUAAUGGGCAUCAAGAGUCGGCUAAGAACAUUUAAGGAAAAGACCCAGCCUGUGGAAGACUCAUGCAGUUUCAAGGAGCUCUUCCAAAAGCCGGAUCAGGCCAAAGAACCGGUGAGUGAUGUGAAAAUCACUGCAGUGCCCUGCCAAUCUCCACCAGCCGAACGAGUCACCAGGUCAGCAAGUAGACAGAGGCGGCUCAAGUCACCACUGGGAAAAGUAGACCUAGAAGAGCUCUCAGUACUCAGAGAGCCCAUCCAAACAGCAGGGGAAACCAUGCACAGAGAAUCAGUAGGUGAUGAGAACAAUAUCAAUGUGUUUAAGGAAACUUCAAGGCAGAACCUGGACUCAGCAGAAAAUGUAAUUUGUGUCAAGAGUCGGCUAAGAACAUUUAAGGAAAAGGCCCAACCCCUGGAAGAUCCGGCCAGUUUCAAAGAGCUCUUCCAAAAGCCAGAUCAGGCCAAGGAACUGGGAAGCAUUGCUUCUGGAGUUAAGAGAGCCCCAAAGCAAACAGCAGACAGAAGACCUGUAGAAAUAUCCCGAAGAGUCCUCAGGGCCCCUAAAGUAAGGUUCAUGGGAGACCUUGUGGGCAGCAGAGACCCUGUAAAAUCACCAGGUGAAAGCUGCAUCUCCCCGUCCCCCAAGAGGAAACUGGAAGAAGAUGCAAGGGUUGUGGGCAGGAAGAGGCUAUGCCCCACGAUGGCUGCACAGGACCCUGAGGAAGAGAAGCCCCUCCAGAAGAAGCAGAGGACAGCCCCCAGGGAGAGACGGGAGCCCCCCAAACCCUCGGGAGUGAAGAAGAGAAGUCUGAGGAUUUUGGCACAAAGGACUAAUCCUGUGGGACACCCGCCCACCAGUGACACGAAGACUGAAGCUACGGAUCCACAAGGAGAAGACGCACAUGCUCCAAAUAAGGGAAUAUCCCUGCGUACCAGGCACCCCACUAAAACCAAUAUAGAGGAGCAAAGACCUGGGUCUCUUAUAUCAGCAGGAAAGAUGAAAAUAAAGAGAAGUGAAAAGAAGUCCAUGAAGACCUCCCAAGAGAUGAAGCUACAAAGCCCAAAAGAUGGAGCCGAGAAUCCUACCUCUGGGGGCAAAGUUCAAGAGAGAAGGAGGCACUUGAGAUCUGGGAAGGAGAAUCAGAAGCCUUUGCCUGAUGCAGCAGAGGAGACAGCAAGGCAGGAAAGGGUGGAAAUCCCCGUGAAGAAGCAGGAAGAGAAAGAAGUAAUGGAAUAUUCAGACUUCAAGGGUCUGAGAUCCAGAAAGAUUACUCUCCGCCCUCGAGGAAAGCCUUCUGAGAGUGAAUCCGAGCAGAGAGUAACCCGGGGUGCCAGGAGAUGUGCCAACAGCCUUCAAAAGGAAAAUGACAAUGUGGGUGUCAAGAAAAUAAGAACCAGAAGUCAUCGAGACAGUGAAGAUAAAUAGCCAAGAAGUUUAAAAGGGAAAAACAUGUAAAGAAUGUAGUUUAGCGAUAAGUUGUAGUACAAUAUUUGCCGUAAAUUUUAAAGUGAAUUCUGUAAAUAAUGCUGUCUGGAGGGGAGGGCAGGUUGAAGGGAAGAAAGCUUGGAAUUUUCCAACUCUGAAUAGUUUAUUCCAAACCCCCAUACGGAGGUUAUGAAGGCGACUGCUGGGUCUCCUAAACUGAAAAAAAAUUUAAAACUU